Messenger RNA from Pan troglodytes (chimpanzee), 1546 nucleotides. Its product is annotated as taste receptor type 2 member 30-like. Gene Ontology annotation, molecular function: bitter taste receptor activity; G protein-coupled receptor activity. Gene Ontology annotation, biological process: G protein-coupled receptor signaling pathway; sensory perception of taste. Lineage: Eukaryota; Metazoa; Chordata; Mammalia; Primates; Hominidae. The record is from RefSeq and is a predicted model, not a curated record. Gene Ontology annotation, cellular component: membrane.
AUGAUAACUUUACUACCCAUCAUUUUUUCCAUUCUAGUAGUGGUUACAUUUGUUCUUGGGAAUUUUGCUAAUGGCUUGAUAGUGUUGGUAAAUUCCAUUGAGUGGGUCAAGAGACAAAAGAUCUCCUUUGCUGACCAAAUUCUCACUGCUCUGGCAGUCUCCAGAGUUGGUUUGCUCUGGGUAAUAUUAUUACAUUGGUAUGCAACUGUUUUGAAUCCAGGUUCAUAUAGUUUAGGAGUAAGAAUUACUACUAUUAAUGCCUGGGCUGUAACCAACCAUUUCAGCAUCUGGGUUGCUACCAGCCUCAGCAUAUUUUAUUUGCUCAAGAUUGCCAAUUUCUUCAACUUUAUUUUUCUUCACUUAAAAAGGAGAAUUAAGAGUGUCAUUCCAGUGAUACUAUUGGGGUCUUUGUUAUUUUUGGUUUGUCAUCUUGUUGUGGUAAACAUGGAUGAGAGUAUGUGGACAAAAGAAUAUGAAGGAAACGUGAGUUGGGAGAUCAAAUUGAGUGAUCCGACGCACCUUUCAGAUAUGACUGUAACCACGCUUGCAAAAAUACCCUUUACUCUGUCCCUGUUAUCUUUUCUGCUCUUAAUCUGUUCUUUGUGUAAACAUCUCAAGAAGAUGCAGCUCCAUGGCAAAGGAUCUCCAGAUUCCAACACCAAGGUCCACAUAAAAGCUUUGCAAACGGUCACCUCCUUCCUCUUGUUAUUUGCUGUUUACUUUCUGUCCCUAAUCACAUCGAUUUGGAAUUUUAGGAGGAGGCUGUAGAACGAAACUGUCCUCAUGCUCUGCCAAACUACUGCAAUUAUAUACCCUUCAUUUCAUUCAUUCAUCCUAAUUUGGGGAAGCAAGAAGCUGAAACAGACCUUUCUUUUGAUUUUGUGUCAGAUUAAGUGCUGAGUAAAAGACCUGAAACUCUCAAAUUUCUAGAUUCGCAAGUGGGACAUCGUGUGUCUCCAAGACAAAACAAACUGAUGUUGUCUGGAACAUUUUAUACUUUCUACUGGUUUUUCUGUAUUGUAUGUUUUUGAGUAAUUUCCAAAAGUAUAUCUAGAAAAGUAUUUUACCUAAAGUUAGUCUAAAAAGUAUCUAUAUAUGCAUGUGUAUGUGUAUAUGAAACACUUAAGAGAGAGUGGCAAUAACAUAAUCAUUUUUUACAAACUGCAAAAUUAUAGAAAAUAUUGUAAGAAAUUUUUCAGAAUCAUGAAGCCAUGUGUAUUCACAAUACAGUUCAUAUUAUCAUGUUUCAUUUGAAAAAUUUAUGAUCUCUAUUUAUAAUUGUUGAGAACUUACAGCUUAUUUCACAAAAUCAUUGCUCUUUUCCACUGUUAUUUGUACCAUACAUAUGUACCAUAGUGUGCUUAAAUGUGAUUAUUUGAACGUCUAGUUUUUUGGAUGGUAUGAGCAUUCUAAUCUAAAUCAAUAAUGAAGUUUUAUCUUUGGGGUAGUUUUUGUUUCAUAAUGAAUUCUAAUUUUAUGUUUAAUUUAAAGCAAACAAUUAUUGUUAGAAAACUAUGCACAAAAUAAAAUUCAAGGAUGAAAAAUA